Messenger RNA from Zingiber officinale, 724 nucleotides. RefSeq names its product ethylene-responsive transcription factor 11-like. Lineage: Eukaryota; Viridiplantae; Streptophyta; Magnoliopsida; Zingiberales; Zingiberaceae. The coding region runs from base 45 to 656 and encodes 203 amino acids. The transcript has a single exon. Gene Ontology annotation, biological process: regulation of DNA-templated transcription. The record is from RefSeq and is a predicted model, not a curated record. Gene Ontology annotation, molecular function: DNA-binding transcription factor activity; DNA binding.
CGCCUUCUCUCCCUUUUCACCGCCGAACAGCGAUCAGUACUCUCAUGGCUCCGAUUAGUGCGAAGUUUACCGCCCGCGACGACGACGCGUACGGCGGAGGAGAGCCGAAGGGGCAGCAGUUCCGCGGCGUCCGCAGACGGCCGUGGGGGCGUUUCGCAGCGGAGAUCCGGGACCCGGCGAGGAAGUGCCGCGUGUGGCUGGGCACCUUCGACACCGCCCAGGAGGCCGCCCGUGCCUACGACGCCGCCGCCCUCCGCUUCCGUGGCCCCAUGGCCAGGACCAACUUCCCCUGCUCUCUCGACUCCACGCCGAGCAGCAGCACCAUCGAGUCCUCCGCCCCGCAUAGGCAGGCGACCGCCGCCUCCUCCUCCUCCGAACACUCGUCGCGGGAUCUGCGGCUCAGGCGGCAUCCUUUGGCGAAGUUUCCCUUCCUGCACCAACCGGUCUCCGCCGCCGUAGGUCAACCCCUCGUGGCGUUAGUCUCGUCGAAGAAGGAUGCGUUUAUGGAUUUCAGGGCGCCGGUUUGUGGCGGGAUGGAGAGCGACUCGGAUUCGUCGUCCAUAGUGGAUUGUCCUCGUAGGAUUUAUUUAGAUUUUGACCUCAACUCGCCGCCGCCGACAGAACAGAAGUCACUGGAUCUAAAACCACUUUUGUAAAAUAAGUGCUAAUACACAAUCAUCUUUUACCUAGCAAAAAUAAACCACUGCGCUAUAGGCGGUCAGGA